UAAAAUAUUUUCUGUGGACAAGAUUGUGAAUGUGUCAGAAAAACUUAACCUCAAUCUUUUGAUUAAUGAAAAAGUCUUAAAAUUAACAUUUUCCUUUUGAGAAGUGCUUAAUAAGUUUAUUUAUCGUUUUAUUAGUAUCUGUUUUAAAAAAAUGGAACCAGCAAAACAAAUUUUAGUAUCCAGUGUAAUAGGAUUUUUACAUGACGAGCUGAACAGCCCUAACUUGAGUGAAGAAAGAAAAGAAUCUAUCGAAGUUGCAAUUCAAUGUUUAGAAACGGCCUUUGAAGUAGAAAACUUAACACACAAAGAAAAAGUAGAUCUGUUGUCGCUCAUAAAUUACAAGCCAAAAGUUGAAGUAACUGAAGAAACCAAGAUACAAGCAGAAGUACAUAAAAACAAAGGAAACGACUUCAUGAAAAACUCAGAUUACGAUCAAGCUGCCGUAGAAUACACCAAAGCAAUUGAAUUGAAUCCAAAUAAUGCUGUAUAUUACUGCAACCGAGCAGCAGCAUAUACAAGGCUACUCAAAGAUAAUGACGCAAUAGUCGAUUGCAACCAGGCUAUUAAACUUGACCCCACCUAUGGCAAAGCCUAUGGAAGGCUAGGAAUAGCUUAUUCAAAUUUAAACAAAUAUGAUUUGGCUUUAAAGGCCUAUCAAACCGCUCUCAAAUAUGAUCCCAACAAUGGCAUGUAUGAAACGAAUUUAAAGGUAGCAGAAGAAAGAUUGCGGGCAAAUGCAGAAAGUGGAGGCGCGCCAUCAGGAAAUAGACAAAUGCCAGACAUUUCACAAUUCUUAAACAACCCAAAUGUUAUAAAUGUAGCCAAUCAAAUAUUGCAUGAUCCUAACUUCUUUAACUUAAUGUCAGGAAUGGUAAAUAUGAGUGGCGCUGGCGGUGAUGCCAAUACAAGUGGUGAACAGCCCAGUGCUGUCCAAGCCAUUCUACAAGCUGGGGAAGCUUUGCACAGAGUGAUAUCAGAGGAUCCUAAUUUUUACAACAAUAUUGCAAGCAAUAUUAAUGUAAGGCGCGCGCAAGGUACUCAAGAAAACACCAACACAACCGAUUCACCUUCAGAAUCUGGUGACCAUCCUCCAGAAAAGGAACACAAAGAUCAGGGUUCUGCAUGAAAAAGACUAAAAAGAUAAAAGUGACCCAUUAUUUCUUAACCUGUAAUUAGUGAAUUUAAACAAGAGCAUAGCUGAAAAGAGAGCCAUUCUUUGUGGUUCCCCCAUACUAGAAAAAUGGUUUAGAAAUAAUGAGUUACAAACAUUAUCUCUUACUAAUAUAAAUUAAAGAGAGAAUAUUAUUAUUUUUACAAGUUCUUUUAUGGUAUUUAGCAUCUAGGGUUGCCAUUUUUUGCACAGGCUCACUCAGAAUAAACCAAUUUUAGCUUUUACUUUACCUGUAUUUGUGACAAUCAUUUAGAUUCUGUUCAAAAUUAGAUCCAGUCUGUAUCUAAGUAAAUAAAAUUAUAAAGUUUCUUGAGGAGUUAUUAUUUGCUUUAGAAAAAAUUAAUUCUGUUUUGCCAAAAGUGGCAAUCCUUGUUUUAGUAUAUAGGAAUUAUAUCAUGUGAUUUUAUAUACUUUUUAAUCUUAUUGUUUUAUAUAAACUAAAAGAAAAUUUCCUCAAAUAUCUAAGAAAUUAAUUUUCUACUUAUUUAAGGAUUGCUUAGUUUAUAAGAUUCAUUUCAGAUUAAUGUAGAUAUGUAUCUACCAUAUACUUGGGUGUUUUAAUGUAAUAAAAAUAUUUCAAAUUAA
Sitophilus oryzae (rice weevil) is the source of this 1756-nucleotide messenger RNA. Its product is annotated as small glutamine-rich tetratricopeptide repeat-containing protein alpha-like. Lineage: Eukaryota; Metazoa; Arthropoda; Insecta; Coleoptera; Curculionidae. The coding region runs from base 152 to 1126 and encodes 324 amino acids. The record is from RefSeq and is a predicted model, not a curated record. Gene Ontology annotation, cellular component: TRC complex; membrane. Gene Ontology annotation, biological process: post-translational protein targeting to endoplasmic reticulum membrane. Gene Ontology annotation, molecular function: protein binding; molecular adaptor activity. The transcript has 5 exons.